Molecule: messenger RNA, 2898 nt
Organism: Plasmodium gallinaceum
Lineage: Eukaryota; Apicomplexa; Aconoidasida; Haemosporida; Plasmodiidae
Product: surface-associated interspersed protein (SURFIN)
Exons: 3
Coding region: 1-2898 (965 amino acids)
Source: RefSeq, a predicted model, not a curated record
AUGCUAUGCAACAUAUAUUUCCUUUUUAUUUGGCAACUUUGUAUAUUAAUAAAAAUUACUAUUUCACAAGAAAUUAAAAAUAGUGAAAAAAGUCCCAAUUUAAAAGAACAAAUCAAAGGUAACAAUAAUGAAUUACCUAUCUUAGUGGAUGAAAUUCAAGAUGAGAAUGAAAUUAAGAAACUUUUACUGUACUUAAAAGAUAUAUCAGAUACUUCACAGGAUGUAAGUCCUGAUUUUUAUAAUAAAGGAUCUAAUUUACAGGAUACUAGUUCCGAUUUGCAAAAUUUAAGUGAAGAUUUACAAGAUAUUAUGAAUUCAGAGGAUAUGAUUCCUGAUUUUUUUAAUGAAGAAUCUAAUUUACAGGAUACUAGUUCCGAUUUGCAAAAUUUAAGUGAAGAUUUACAAGAUAUUAUGAAUUCAGAGGAUAUUCUUAAUAUUUUUAAUGAAGAAUCUAAUUUACAAGAUACUAAUUCCAAUUUGCAAAAUUUAAGUGAAGAUUUACAAGAUAUUUUCAAUUCAGAGGAUAUGAUUCCUGAUUUUUUUAAUGAAAAAUCUAAUUUACAAGACACUAAUUCCGAUUUGCAAAAUUUAAGUGAAGAUUUGCAAGAUAUUUUGAAUUCACAGGAUAUGAGUUCUAAUUUUCAUAAUGAGGAAACUAAUUUACAGGAUACUAGUUCCGAUUUGCAACAUUUAAUUGAAGAUUUACAAGAUAUUAUUCUAAAUUCACAGAAUGUAAUUCAUGAUUUUAAAAAAGAAGAAUCUAAUUUACAGGGUACUAGUUAUGAAUUGGAAAAAAACAUAUUUUGUUCCCAAGAUAUAAAUUACUUACAUAAUUCAUUGCUUGAGUCCGGAGACACUUCAUGUGAUUUACACCAAGUAGAACCUACUUUAUUUCAAAACAUUAAUUUUGAAGGUUUAUACCCUUCUUUACAAGAUUAUAUAUCUUCACAAAAUAAUACCUCUUCUUUGGAUCAUAAUACCUCUGAUUCACAAGAUAUGUUAUCUAUUUCACAACACAAUACCAUUAAUUCACAAAAUGAUAUAUCUUGCAUACAGAAUCAUAUCUCUAAUUUAGAAAGAACAACCUAUGAUUCAGAGAAUAUAAAUUCUGAAUCAAACAAGAUACACCAUAAUUUACCUUGCCAUACCACUGAUUCACAAAACCGUCUUGCUAAUUUAGGAGAAACAUUUGAUUUAAAUAAUAUUGCUCCAUAUUUACAAGACAGUGAUCAUCACUUAAGGGAUAGCUCUCACAUGAUAAAGAAUUCAUCUAAUGCUUCUACCUCCAAAUGCUCAUAUGAUAAAUAUACUACACAAGAAAAAAGAAUAUUAUUAAAAAGGAAACAAGAAGAAGAGAGUGAAAAUAAUAAAAAAAAAAAAAAAAAAAAUCAUGAUGAUGAAUAUGGGAUUAAUUUAAAGGAUGAAAGUUUUACGAGCAAUUUAGAAAACAAUAUUGUUAGAAGCACAGAUAUUAAAUUAUUUGCUUUAAAUAUUUCAAAAAAUAUUUUUAAAAUGGAAUCUAGUGAACUUUCACAAAGUAUAAUUCCCCAUUUAAGGAAAAUAUUUGAAGUACUAAAAGAAAAGUAUAAUAUUAUCCGUGGAAGUUAUAAUUCAAAUAUUAAUAUACUAAAAAAUAUUAUAGAAAGGGAACUAAAAAAUGCUGAUGAAGAAGAUUUGAAUAAAAUUAAACUUCAUUACGUUUAUAUUAACGAACAUAAUUAUCAUAUACAAAAGAAAUUAAGUGUUUGUUCGUUGCCAUUUAAAAACAAGUUAAAAAAGCCCUUUACUAAUUUACAUGAAAUAUUUAAUUCUUUAGAUACUAUCAUAAAAAUUUUUGAGGAUUUACAAAAAAAGAUUACAUUAUAUAUUAAUACCGUCAAAAUGAUAUCAAAAGUUAUAAAUGAAUUCACUUUUAAUCGUAUACUUUUUGGUACAUUUUUACUGCCAUCAAAUGAUGAAAUACCUGCAUUUCUUAAAAUGUUUAAAUCUAUAAAAAAUACGUUAGAAUGUAUUGAAAAGUCUCUAACUACUUUGUCAUUAAAUAUGUAUACAACUUAUAAUCCUCAAAGUUAUAUAAAUUCAGCUUUGAAUGACUUGGGUUUGACUAGAGCAGAAAUGCGUGCUUCUACACAAAAUUUAAAAGAAAUGAAUAUAUCUAGUUUAGAUCACAUAAAGAUGUUACAAAUUAUUUUUCAUUUUCUUCAAGAAACAAAUGAAAAUAAUAGAAAUAAAUUAAAAAUAGAUGAGAAUAAUCUUUUCAUGAAAGAAGUUAUAGAAAUUGUUUUAGAGCUUUUAUUAAAGGAAGAAAAGUAUAUUUCAGAAUCUUGUGAAAGAACCUGUGCGUUUUUUAAUAUUAAUUCCGAAGAAAUGAAUGUAAGUAAAACGAGUUUCGGUUCUUUAUUAAGAAGUAAAGCUAAAAAAGAUAUUGCACAUAAUUUGCAUAUAUCCCUUAUGAAAUUAGUAAGAUACUCAUCUUAUCGUACUCAGCAUAAUAAAGUUGAAAGUGUCUAUAAAACAAUAAGAAAAAUGUUAUCAAAAAAAAAUAUAGAAUGCUUAUCUAAAAAAACACAUUCAUCACAAAAAUUACGGAAUGAAUUUCUCGUACAAUUAAAAAUUUUAAAAGAUGAAAUAAAUGAUGUAGAAUUAAAUGUAGUAUAUAAAAGUUUAUAUAAUGCUUUAAAAAGUGAUAUAUCAUCUUUACAUGACUUAAUGAGUACUAUUACAGAUAAAAAUUAUACGUUGUUGACUUUUUUAAGAAAAAUUCAUAAAGCAUUUGCUCGUUAUUUAUCAAAAAAAGAAAUGAAUGAAAAAGAUAAUGGACAUAUGGAAAUAUUUUUACAUUUGUUAUAUUAUACGAAUAAUUUAAUUGAUGAAUUUUUGUUGGAAGAAUUGAAAUAA